Molecule: messenger RNA, 2712 nt
Organism: Pipistrellus nathusii (Nathusius's pipistrelle)
Lineage: Eukaryota; Metazoa; Chordata; Mammalia; Chiroptera; Vespertilionidae
Source: the annotation of a GenBank genome assembly
AUGGCUUCUGCGUGGCAGAGACUGGGUUUCUAUGUCUCUCUUCUGAAAAGGCAGCUAAAGGGAGGGCCAGAUGUGCUCUGUUGGGGAAGGAGAGUCAUUCCAGGAUGUAAAAGAGGAAUUUACAGUGCCACGGGCCAGUGGACGAAAGAGUAUACGCUGCAGACAAGAAAGGACGUUGAGAAAUGGUGGCAUUCACGGAUAAAAGAACAGGCCUCCAAAACUUCUGAAGCUGAUAAAUCAAAGCCCAAGUUCUAUGUGCUCUCCAUGUUCCCCUACCCCUCGGGCAAGCUGCACAUGGGCCACGUGCGCGUGUACACCAUCAGCGACACCAUCGCCCGCUUCCAGAGGAUGAGAGGGAUGCAGGUCAUCAACCCCAUGGGGUGGGAUGCGUUCGGACUGCCUGCUGAGAACGCCGCCAUCGAGAGGAAUCUGCAUCCAGACAGUUGGACACAAAGCAACAUUAAGUACAUGCGGAAGCAGCUGGACCGCCUGGGCCUGUGUUUCAGCUGGGACAGGGAAAUAACCACGUGUUCCCCAGACUACUAUAAGUGGACUCAGUACCUCUUUAUCAAGCUCUACGACGCUGGCCUGGCCUAUCAGAAGGAGGCUCUGGUUAACUGGGACCCUGUGGACCAAACAGUGCUGGCCAACGAACAGGUGGAUGAGCAGGGCUGUUCAUGGCGCUCUGGAGCGAAGGUUGAGCAGAAGUACCUCAGGCAGUGGUUUCUCAAGACAACCGCUUACGCCAAGGCCAUGCGGGACGCGCUGGCAGACCUCCCGGAGUGGUACGGGAUCAAAGGCAUGCAGGCCCACUGGAUCGGGGACUGUGUGGGCUGCCACCUGGACUUCACCUUAAAGGUGGACGGGCAAGUCACAGGAGAGAAGCUGACCGCCUACACGGCCACCCCCGAGGCCAUUUAUGGCACGUCCCACGUUGCUGUCACUCCCGGCCACAGGCUCCUGCACGGGUGCAGCCCUCUGAAGGAAGCCUUGCGGAAGGCACUGGUCCCCGACAGAGAUUGCCUCACGCCCGUGACCGCCGUGAACAUGCUCACCCAGCAGGAGGUCCCUGUCAUCAUCGCGGCCGACGCUGAGUUUGAGGACUCUCCGGAUUCAAAAAUAGGAAUUCCCUGCACCAGCCCCGAGGACACCGUCACAGCCCAAGCCCUGGGCCUGUCCUACUCCGACGUCAUUGAGACGCUGCCAGACGGCACGGAGAGGCUGAGCGGCUCCGCGGAGUUCACAGGUCUGAGCCGGCAGGAUGCGUUUCUCGCCGUGACUGAGAAGGCCCGGAGGAAGGGGGUGGGCGGAGACGUGACCAGCGGUAAGCUGAAGGACUGGCUGAUCUCCAGGCAGCGCUACUGGGGCACCCCGAUCCCCAUGAUCCACUGCCCGGCCUGUGGCCCCGUGCCAGUGCCGCUGGAGGACCUGCCCGUGACCUUGCCCAGCAUCACGGCUCUCACCGGCAAGGGAGGCUCCCCGCUGGCCUCGGCGUCCGAGUGGGUGAACUGCCCCUGCCCCAGGUGCAAGGGCGCAGCCAAGAGAGAGACAGACACGAUGGACACCUUUGUGGAUUCCGCCUGGUACUACUUCCGGUACACCGACCCCCGGAACGCACACAGCCCCUUUAGCCCUGCGCUGGCGGACUACUGGAUGCCUGUGGAUCUGUACAUUGGGGGGAAGGAGCACGCCGUCAUGCACCUGUUCUAUGCGAGAUUCUUCAGUCAUUUCUGCCACGAUCAGAAAAUGGUCAAGCACAGAGAGCCUUUCCAUAAGCUGCUGGCCCAGGGCCUUAUCAAGGGGCAGACGUUCCGCCUUCCAUCGGGGCAGUAUCUGCAGCGAGAGGAGGUCGAUCUCACAGGUCCUGUCCCCGUUCACGCCGAAACCAAGGAGCAGCUGGAGGUGACGUGGGAGAAGAUGAGCAAGUCCAAGCACAACGGGGUGGACCCCGAGGAGGUGGUGCGGCAGUACGGCAUCGACACGGUGCGCCUCUACCUACUCUUCGCCGCGCCCCCGGAGAAGGACAUCCUGUGGGACGUCAAGACCGACGCGCUGCCCGGCGUGCUGCGGUGGCAGCAGCGGCUGUGGUCCUUGGCGACCCGCUUCAUCGAGGCCAGGGCUUCCGGAGAGGGUCCCAGGCCCCAGCGGCUGAGCAGCGAGGAGAGAGCCGAGGCCCGCAAGCUCUGGGCGUACAAGAACACCAUCAUCUCCCAGGUGACUGCCAACUUCACGGAGGACUUCUCUCUGAACUCAGCCAUCUCUCACCUGAUGGGCCUGAGCGGGGCCCUCUGGCAAGCCUCUCCGGGGGUCGUCCUCCACAGCCCCGAGUUCGAGGACGCUCUGUGUGCCCUGCUGGUGAUGGCCGCGCCGAUGGCCCCUCACAUAACCUCCGAGCUCUGGGCAGGCCUGGCACUGGUGCCCAGGAAGCUGUGCGCCCACUACGCCUGGGAUGCCGGCGUGCUGCUCCAGCCGUGGCCGGCUGUGGACCCGGAGUUCCUGCAGCCGCCCGACGUCGUGCAGAUGGCCGUGCUGAUCAACAACAAAGCCUGCGGCCAAGUCCCUGUGCCCCAGCACGUGGCCCGGGACGCGGACAGAGUCCACGAGCUGGUCCUGCAGAGCGAGCUGGGCGCCAGGCUCCUGCAGGGGCGCAGCAUCAAGAAGGCCUUCCUCUCACCCAGGACGGCCCUCAUCAACUUCCUGGUGCAGGAGUGA